Danio rerio (zebrafish) is the source of this 2087-nucleotide messenger RNA. The record is from RefSeq and is a predicted model, not a curated record. NCBI's taxonomy places the organism in Eukaryota, Metazoa, Chordata, Actinopteri, Cypriniformes, Danionidae.
AUUACAAAUAAUCACCUGUUCAUCAACCGAACCUCUUUCAAAAGACUUUCUAGUUGUGAAGCUUUCACCUGUAGCAUAAACUAUACAUAAAAUAUACGUAAAGCUUAAAAAAGUUGUAAAGCACAAGAAAAAUAAUUUACAGAUACACAGGUCAUUGAUAUGAACCGCAUUACUCGCGCACUUCUAGGUUCGAUUCUUGUCAUUUUCUCCAGCCCAACACUGAACAGCGGCUCAUCUGGGUUAGAUGAGAGAGUCGGUCGCCCACAAACUCGACCUGUCUCCGGGAAACUUCUAGUGCGGGAUUCGUUCACAAACAGGAGGCAGGUGCCUGUCCUGCGGAUCCGUGGCAGACAACCUGCUGUGGUCCUACCUGGAGAGGAUUACCUGCCCAAAUUCAACCUGCUUUCAGACGUAUCUGUGUCUUGCUCGAGCACCGGUUUUGAGUUAAGGGUUAAGAAACGUUUCUACGGUUUCUCGGCCGUGUCGGAGGAGCUGACUCUCGGAGAAACCUGUAGAAGUAACGGCGUGCUCGAGCCGAACAGCGAGCUGCUCUUCACCUACGCGCUCACCGACUGCCAAGGAGAAAAACAGGUAUUUCCCGAUUAUGUGGUUUAUAAGUAUGUGCUUCGUUAUUUGCCCCGGGCCCGACCAGACCGAAACACUCGUCAUCGUCUGAGUGUCAAAGUGGGGGUGGAAUGCCGAUACACCAGAGAUGUUUUGAAGCCAACAUGGCAGACACCAUUGCGGAAAAUCAUCAGGGGGAGAUCUGGUGACGACUUCUCCAUUCAGCUGAUGGAUGACUCCUGGUCAUCUCCAGUCAGGUCUGCUGUGUUCAUGUUGGGCCAGAAGGUGAAUGUUCAACUCUCCACCCGACAUCAUUACACAGGCGUCAAACUGUUUAUCAACAACUGUUAUGCGGCCACAGUCAACACUAUGAGUCAGACAAACAAAUACAACAUCAUAGACAACUACGGGUGUUUGCGUGAAAGCCGGAUAAGUCCAGGUGCAGCAAGAUACCACUUUUCCAGGGAAGACAAUGUCGUUCUGUUCUCCUUUGGUGCUUUUCAGUUCAUUGAGUCACCAGAUGCUCAGGUCUCGCUGCAUUGUGAGCUGUCUGUUUCCGCCGGAGGUCCUAAUUCAAUGCUGAAGUCCUGUUUUUACAGCCAUGAGAACGCAAGAUGGAUCUCUUUGUUUGGUCCAGAUUCUGUCUGUGAUUGCUGCGAGUCAGUCUGUAAUCAGACCAAAACCAAACGAAUAACAUAUGAAGGAUCCGUAAGUAGUGAUGAAGUGCUCUUCUCUGACCCUGUAACGCCUCCAUCAUCUUUGAACUCUACUCUGAUAACUCCUAGAAAUGAAGAUGUGAUCUGGUUUAAAGCCAGUCUGGCCAAAGAGCCCCAGACGUCCCACACACAUGAAGAUUUUGUUGCCACUGUUACACUCAUAUCCUCAGAGGAGGACAAUGAAGAGCCUCAACACAAGUCUCAAGAUAAAGUGACGCUUGUGGAGGAGGAUGAGGAGAAACAUGGGGAUGUGGAAAUUUUGAUGUCAAUCAGUGAGAGCUUUGAGGGAUCGAAAAAAACAGAUUUAGACCUCACUGAGGAGUUUGAGGGCUCAUCUCUGGGAUGGCCUGAAGAAAGAAACAUGCAGGAUGUGAUUCAGCAUCCGAGUUUUUGGCCCAAAAAAGCUCAGAUGGAUGAAAAAGCCUUUCAGGAGCACAGAGGUCUCAUAAAGAUGCCCAGUAUGGUCACUGAAAUUAUGGGGGAAAGUUUGCAAAUAGAUGAGUCAGCAUUGGGUGAUGAGGUAUUGCCGGCUUAUUCCUCAAAAGAAAAGAACGAGGAAGAUGAAAAAAUGAAGGAAGGAUUUGGUUUCCUAUUAGCGGCUGUAUCUGAUGAGCUGGUGGAGCAGGGUGUUGUGAAGAAACUAGACUUUACACAUGAUUAUUAUUUUUCAGAUGGAGUUUGAAUGAAAACAUUUCAUUUUUUUGUUGAAUCAAAGAACCAGGCUAUGUUGAACAACAUUAUAUUUGUGUUUUUUAUAUAUAUAAUUUUUUUUUUUUUUUUGUGAAAAAUUAAAUGAAAUAAUCUGUU